AUGGCGGAGCCGGGGCCGGACUGCAGCGCCCUGCUCGACGAGGAUCUCUCCUCCUUCGUCUUCAACUACCUCGCUGACAGCCAGUACGAGGUGUCUGGCGAGGAGCACCUCUACUCCGAUUUCCCCGAGAUUGAUUUGUCCCAACUGGAUGCCAGUGACUUUGACUCUGCCAGCUGCUUCAGCGAGCUGCAGUGGUGCGCGGAGCACUCGGAGACCGAGUCCAGCCAGUACAGCACGGAUGACUCCGAGCUCUUCCAGAUAAUAGACAGCGAGAAUGAAGCGCUGCUGGCAGCCCUCACCGAGACAUUGGAUGAUAUACAGGGAGAUGACAUGGGCCUGGCUGCCUUCCGCACUAUGGAAGAGGGGGACACGCUCAACCAUGCCUACACCUCGCCUGCCCCCUCCCCCAAACCCGCUGCCCCGGUCACGGGGGGGCCGCCCCAGGCCCCCGAGUUUGAUGAGCUGUCUCUACUAAAGAAGUUGCUUCUCUCUCCAUCGCACGUGCCUCCGAGCAGCGAGGCUCAGAGAGAUGGGAGUGCCCGGCGCCCAGGGACUCCUAAGUCCAGACCCGCACGGCCCUGCACAAAGGCAGAAGGUCCCCGGGACAGGAAGGCCAACUCCCAGCCCGCGCAGAGCCGGAGCUGCACGGAGCUGCACAGACACCUCACCUCCGCGGCUCCCUGCUCGCAGACCAAAGCCCCCCGGACCCUUGAGGAGUGUCAGAGCAGCCACCACCACCCACCCCUGGCCGACUGCGCCCAGCACGAAGACGACAGUGACUCCAGCGAGGACUCGCUGAGCUCCGGCGACAUCGUGACAACCCCACCUUCCUCCUCAGAGGACAGCGCCGGCAGCCAGCUCUCCUGUGAGAGGGAGAUGCAGUCGGUGGUGGAGCUCAUCCGCUACAUGCACACCUACUGCCUGCCGCCGCGGAAGCUGCCCGCCCGCGACCCCGCCGACGCCGAGCCCCAGCCCUGCCGCAGCCCCUUCAAGAGAGCCAAGCCGGCCGGCGCUUCGCCGGCGUGUCCCCCCUGCAGCGCCGGGAGCCGCGCGGGCUGCGCCUGGCAGGCGGCCGGCGGCUGCAAGAAGCCCAGGGCUUCCUUCUCCAUCCUGAAGGAGCUCCUGGCUCGGGACCUUCUGUGUGACGUGAGCAAGCCAUACCGUCUGGGCAAACCCGUGUACGCCUCCCUGACCGGGCCUGCCGGCGCCCGGUCCCCGGGGACACCGGCGCAGGACGGGGAGGACGCCGGCGGCGCCUGCAGAGCCAGAGCUAAAACGCCGCCGGAGAAGGCUGAGCUGUGGCAAAGCCCCAGGGCCGAGGCAGAAGCCCUGCGGGAGCCUAGCGGCCUCGAGGACGACGGCGGGAGGCGCGGGGGCGCUGCCGGCCAGCCGGCCGCGGGGAAGGCGGCCCGCAGGCAGGAGAGCGCCGUGUACGCCGUCCGCCGCUCCAAGAGACUCAACCCGGAGCUGGGCCACUGGCUCUCGUUCCUCGACGAGCCGCCCCCCGAGCCGCCGGCCCCCACCGAGCCGGCCGAGGGCCGAGGCCCCUGGGAGGCCGCCGGGGAGCCGGCGCCGUGCCCGACGCUGGAGAGCUUCCCGGCCGAGGAGCCGGCGGCGGAGGUGGAGGUGGGGGGCGCGGAGGAGGGGGACGGCGGGAGCCCCACGCGGGCGGCCGAGCCCCGGCCGCUGCCCCCGGGCGACGGCGAGGGGGCCGAGGGAGCCGAGACCCGCCGCGGCGCCCUCCUGGAGCCAGCAGAAACAGCCAGGUGUCUCACGCUGUCCUUGGCGCAAACAGACCCAACCUUUGGGAAGAGAAACUUUGAGCCAAUGCUGACUGUGGAGUUGUGUGGGACAGCAGGUCUCACACCACCCACCACUCCACCAUACAAACCAGCCGAGGAGGACCUGUACAAGCCAGACAUCCCCCAGGAGGCAGGGAAGGAGGAUACCACCAUCUCCAGCCCCGGGCUCACACCAGAUAUGGCAGCUCCCCGAAAACCCCUGAAGAAGCAUCCUGAGAGGACAGAGCUGUUUGCACACCUGAGCCGAGCUGCCACACGCCCAGCUCUUCCGGAGCAGCAGGGAAUGCUGAAACGGCCCUUCUCACGCUCCUUUGGGGACCAUGACUACUGCCAGGUCAUGAAGCCUGAGGCCACUCUCCAGAGGAAGGUGCUCAAGUCCUGGGAGCCCCCUAGCCAGGUGGAGAAUGAACACAAGAGGAGAGUCCCGGAUGCACAUUACCAGGGGCUGGACCUCAGCGGCAAGGAGGCGACCAGUGAGAUCUCGUGGAAGGAUGGCAUCAAACAGCUGAGAGACCAGGAGAUAAGAGCCAGCUUAACCAAGCACUUUGGCUUUCUGGACAGUGCUCUCGAUGAUGAGGACAUGGCCUUCUGCAAGACCCCUGAAUAUGACACUGUCUUUGAUGACAGCUGCAGUGAGAGUGGCUCUCCAGUGGAAGGGGAGGAGGAGGAGGAGGAAGAAGAGGAGGAGGAAGAACACUGCGAUAGUCCACUGAACACCAAGCUCUGCCUACGGAGAAACCCACUGUCCAGGACCAGUUUGCACUACUGUUCUCGGAGCAGAUCCAGCUCGGGGUCUUCCUGCUGCCGGUCCCGAUCUCCAACAAGCAGACGCACCUUCAGAUGUGAAAACAGUGAGCAGUGUCAAGGUGGCAAUAUGAACCAGGGCCAGAUGGAGAAGAGAAGAGAAAAGGCCAUUGGCGAAGGCCGGGUGGUGUAUAUCAGAAACCUCUCCAGCAACAUGAGCUCCAGCGAACUGAAGAAGCGCUUUGAAGUGUUUGGGGAAAUUGUGGAGUGUCAGGUCCUCUCCAGGACUAACAGGGGGGAUAAAUAUGGCUUCAUCACCUACCGGUAUUCAGAGCAUGCCGCCUUAUCUCUGAAGAAUGGCUCCUCGCUAAGGAAGAGGAAUGAGCCUUCGUUCCAGCUCAGUUCUGGUGGCCUCGGGCACUUCUUCUGGACCAGAUAUGCUGACCUGGAUUGCAGCGCGGAAGAGUCCUCCCCAGCUCCAGUGAAAAGCAAGUACGAGACCAUGGAUUUUGACAGCUUGCUGCAGGAGGCCCAGCUAAGCCUGCAUCGGUAACAGCCUUAACCUUGGAGGAAUACCUCAAUACCUCAGUCAAGGCACUUCCAAUAUGUUUACGUUUUCAAAGAAAUUAUUCAGUCUAUGAAAAGCGAGAGAGAGCGAGAGAGAGCGAGAGAGAGCACGCACGCGCGAGAGAGAGACUGCUGUCCCUUUCGAUCGAUGUUUACAUUGAACAAAGCUGCUUCUGUCUGUGAGUCCCCAUGGUGUUGAUGUCUCACUGCCACACAUUAGUCUCCCUGCUUCUGACUGGUUGUUUUAGGGUGAGCCUAGGCGCCCUCCGUCCCCUCGGCCCGUCUCCUGCCCCCGUCUCCCCCGCCCCGUGCUCCCGUUGUGGAGUUGCAGCUGUGUUCACCAUAACAUUUUUGUCUGUAGUGUGUAAUGAUGAAAUUGUUAAUUGUGAAUAGAAUCAGGAUUAUAAACUAAUUUUUAAUAGAAGAAGAAAAAAAGUAUAUACUUAAAAAUGUAUUUAUGGCUCAGAUGUACUGUAAUUCAGAUUUAUUGUACCGCUUCCUUGAUUUUUAACUAUGCACUGUAAUGAGGCACUUGCCACUGAGCAAAUGGGGAGUCAGAGCAGAAUCACAGAGCCAGUGUUCGCCCUUUGGUCGCGGAGGCACCCGCCCUCCCCGCCAGUGAACCAGGGUGCUCUGCGGUCGGGUUGGGGUCUCCCACUUUGCUGUCAAGCCAUUCUUCUCGCCCGUGCGGCUGGAGCCCUGAGCCCCAGCUCUGCCCACUUGUGGGAACCCGAUGCCGAGCUCAGUCCUGGGGCGCGAGAAGGUUAGAGGGGUCGGGAGCAGCCGGCCUGGUGCCCUUCGUGCCGUACAGCAGUGCAGGUUGGUAGGUGGGAAGGAAAGGAGCGGUGAAGGAUGCAGCAGUAAAAUACUACCAAAGUGGGCACGUGGGCUCGAUGCCCACGAGCCGUCACUGCCCCAGCGAGGCAGCUGCCUUUGGGUCAGGAGAGAGAGGCCCACAGGGAGUCACCCCAGCAGCCUGAGCCCACAGCGAGCAUGGUCCUGCCUGCAUGGCCUGGUGGGACCUGCUGGUCUUGCUGCGGGCAGAGGCGCCUCUGCCCGCAGGGUCUGUGCAACAUAACUAGCUUCUCUCCAGUCCCUCUGGUGGCUGGGAACCAGCUGGGGCAGAGCAGCUCGCUCACAGCUCGCUUCCACCGACUGCAGAGCAACUGGGGCACGAAUAUCCUUCUGUUCAUCUCCGCCUGGCAGCAAGCCCAAAAUCCACAUGCGCAGCGACAGGGGAGGGGACACGGCAGCUAAGCUGAAGAGCUCUGCCCCUUCCAACACGCUGCCCUUUCUCUGACUGGUAUCUAAAAGCCAUACACUAUCCCAGCACCAGGUUGGCAACCAGAAUCCUUCCCCCUACCCAUCUUGGCCCAUCCUCUGCCGUCCUCUCUGUCUCCCUAGCCAAGGCUCAUGUCUAGCAGUGCGAAGGAAGCGUCGCAGCUUUGCAGUGUGUUCGUGGCUCCUGCCUGGCCUGCCUGCUGGCCAGCACUAACCUGCUCUGCCUCUCGCUGAGGGCUGGCAAGGCCUUCUGGCAAUGCUGGAUUUAAGGCAUGCUAAAGCGGCAUCCCCAUGAAAUUUGCUUGCAAACUUGCCCUCCAUCUCUGGGAGAGCUGGGAGGGAAAAGACCCCCCUACUGGUUGGAGGAAACCCAACCAAGAGCAGACCAGAAACACCAUUUCCCAGGAGGAUGAGGAAAUCCUGCUGACUCCUCAAGCCAUCUCCAUAGUUUCCAUUUGCUUUCCAGACACAGAGACCACUAGGGAUUCAGCCAUCCUAUGUAGAUAGAAUAUUAUAGCCUUAACUCUGCCAAUAGAUAGAUUAGAGUCUUCUGGGGUCUCCCCUAUACAUGACUUAGGGUUUUUAUUUUCAUUUCCGUAGUGGGGAUAUUAUUUCAUCUUACAGGGAGUAUGACCAAAGUCUCCACAACUGCAUGAGAUUCAGUUUCAAGAAUGUAAUCCUGCUGAUGUGGUCCUUUGCUCUAUGGACUUAUUUGCACCACUUACAGCAUAAGAUAAUCUUUAGCAGGAGAAAGAAUACCAGAAGCAAUGAUACCAGCACAACUACCUGGUUAUUUCUCCCUUUUGUGGAACCCAUGGUUCUGAAAACGACCAGCUAGGUGGUGUAACGUCCCACGGGCUUCGUGGUGAUUCGAACUGCAGUUCCCGAAUCUCAUCACCAGUGAUAAUCGCUGUCAGUUGGUAGUCCUUGUGCCGUUUCAGUCUCAGCCCAGAGUAGCAGCAAGGUUUGACACCUCUUCUGUAAAACAGCCACAGGCUCUCCCCCACUCCUCAUCCCAACCUAGCACACACAAGUAACUCUGGCCGAGACUGAGCAUCUGCUAUUGGCAAUUGCCUCAUUGUAGCUUUGCCUUUUUCUGUCCUAGUAUUUCCUCACAACAAUGAUGUUUACAUGUGAUUGCUAUAAAGCUUAUGUAGAAUGUAUAUAGCGACACAUUUAGGGUGGGUAGUACUGUCCUGUGCUGUGCUGAUGUUUUUCAGAAAACGAUCAAUCAAAAAAAAAAAAAAAAAAAACCACUAAGUGGAAUUCUUCCAUCUCCUUGCUCAGUCCAAGGCCGGAUCACAGCCCAUGGAGACGGGCUUGGUCCCAGAUGGAGAAUGCAUCAAAUGUGACGGACGUGAAAGGGUUGAAUGCAGCAGCUGGGGAGGCCUUUCCAGAGCCCGGCAGGAGCCUCCUCCUGUGUGAAUCACUCAGUUGCUUCACAAGCAUUGAUUUCCAUGUAUGUAGAGUUAAAAUUUCACACUGUUUUCCCAAGGCUGGACUUCCUGUGUCAGCCAGCAGCCAACGACCUUUGCAGAGCUUCUGCGCUUCGAGUAAGGAUCUCCUGAGGAGAAAGGAAGAUCUUGUAACGCACAGAGCCCAUCAGUACUGCAGUCGUAGGAUAGGAAGAGAUGCAAUAAGUGGUCUUCGUGUUGCCUGAAGCCUAUAAACGGGGGGUAGGGUUUUUUCUUUUUCUUUUCUUAAUGUGGAUGGCUUAUUUUCCCUCCUCCCUUGAGCAAUUUCUUCUGGACUUUCGCAAUACGCACAGAGGUGCAGGAAAUGCACUCACGUCUGCGGCAGGAGCUGGGUGCCGACGCACCCCUCUGCCGCUGCUCACGGCUCCGGCCGCCGCGGCUUGUCCUUGCUGAAUGUAAAAGCAGAGGGGCCGAGGCUCACAGUCCCUGCUGGUCAGCCCCAGGGGCUGCCCGCGACUUUAAAUGCUCAGUGAGGGUGGAGGAUGUUCAACUUGAGAAGCACAGGCGUGAAUAUCUACUAGGUUUAGAAUCACUCACGCAAGGUUUGUGGUGAAAAAUAAAUUUCCACUUCGUUUUUUUUUUUUUUUUUUUUGGUUUUGUUUUAAAUAUAAAGGUUUCUUUAGCUCACAGUGCUCUAGUCUGCAAAGGGGUGUUGCAAGAGGGUUUUGGCGCAAGGUGCGGAUGGUAGUUUCCUCUGUUAAUGGACUACGAUCCUGUUUCGGAUCCUACAGAGGACGCAGGGGCAGGCACGAAACUCCCACUGCAAGGAGGUGCCCCGAUGCUCAGGGAGAGGAGACCCGCGCUGCCGGGCAGCCAAAGGCACGCAGCACUUUGCGGGCCCCCGAUCCUGGUCCGCGGGGCCGGGGCGGGUGCCCGCGGCGAGGGGCACUGCCGCCAGAGGAGUAGCUUUAAGCGCCACCGAGCCCGGCCCCGGGCGCCGAGCGGGAGCCCGGCGGCUCCGUCUCCCGCGCCCCUGGGAGGGGUGCGCGCUGAGGCCGCCGCAGCUCGCUGCACGUGGGCCGUGUGCCGCGGCGCCAGCGGCCCCGACGGGGACGGGGCUCCGCCGGCCUUCGACGGGGCACAGCCCACGCCUGCCAGGCCGGGGCAUGCUGCCAGGAAAAGGGGUCUCUCGGAGACAAGAUGGGAGCAAAAGGGUAUAUUACAGUAUGGCAAUAAGUAAGGAGCAGAUUUAUUUUUUAAAAAAUACCUAACUAUAGAAUGUCCCCUGAUAGUUUCCUUGAAGUACUGCGGGGAAAUGCUAAAUGUGAAGAAUUUAGUGGUGAAACGCCCUUCCACUUUUUUGCACAGAUUUGCCCCGUGCAGUGUCAGUGUUUCAGGGUGGGAUACACAUUUUUGGCUUGGAAUCUAGUGGAUUCCUGGGACUCCUGAAAGGAGUAAAUGUUUCUGAAUGUCUGGGCUGAAUGCAGAGGACAAUCCAGGGUUUUAAGUUUGAUGUUGCCCCGAAAAAAGGUUUCUCCCGAUCCCUGCCCCAUGCAGCUUUCUGAGUUGUGUGUCUUCCUUAAAGAAGCAGCAGCUCAGUCACUAGGUUACAGUUUGGCUGAUUUCAGCACUGGUACAUGCCAAGGAACAUUACAGACCAGCACUUUUAUUUUUUUAUGCUCAUUUUUUCCCUUUCUUUUUGGAAGUAUGCUGAAUACUGAAACACAUCGUUAUGCGUAGCUGAGCCUUGAAACCCUUUCUGUUCUAAGCAUCUUUUAGUCCCUCCCUGACAAUCUCAAGCAAUACAGAACCAAAUAAAGCCUUCUUCUGGGUUCCAUUCCUCUUCCUUCAUCAGUUCUGGAAUCAGGUAGUCGCUUAGGAAGUCUGGUUGUUACACACCAGGUGGCACUGAAAGGGGCAUUAUUUAUCAGAGCACCAAACUGAGUUAAAUACUAAGGGGGGAGGGAGUGUGUGUACGCACGCAAGAAAGAGAGGAAGAUUAAAUUGAUGCAUUUCUUGAGAAAGGUGUAAGAAUUUCACCUAAAAAGGGGCACAUCUGCUUUGUUAUUUAUAAUAAAAGCUAAAUUCUUCUUCUUCUUCUUUUUUUUUUUUUUGAAUAAAAGGACACUGCUAAUAGGGGCCAAUUCUGCCUCCCUUCCUCAUGCUGAGUAAGUACUACUUAACUCUGUGAUUUUCUAUUUGCAGAGUAAGUAAAACUAGCAGAAUUGAUCCCUCUGUGAUUAGGAAUCAAGGUUUUAGUCUGAUUUUUUUUUUAAUCGGUAAUGGUUUUUUAUAUUUCACUUAAUUUUUUUUCCCCCAGUUCCGUUCCGUUGUGUCCUUAUUUAUGUAAUAUACUUUAACCUUAAAAGACGGCAUGGAUUCUUAUGCCUUUCCUUUAUUAUUAUUGUUAUUAUUUUUAAAAAGAGAUUUAUUUCUAGUGUGAUUUAACUGUCUACCUUCUAAAACAAGAGAACGUUUUCUUGUAUUUUUACAUUGUCAGAUUCUAUAGUUUCAUAGAUAAUUUAACCAAAUCGCUCAAUGUAUUAUCUAUAUCUAUCCAGUGGGUAUAAAAGUUCUAUUUUAAAUUGUGUAAAUACUUCAGAACUGGCUUCUUUUUUCAGACUCCCCCUGCCGCGGAGUUACUUGUUUACAUCACAAAGACUGUAGAAUCUCUACGCUCAUGUACUGUAAAUAGUGAAGUGAUCUGCCUAUAAAUAAACUAUAACAUAUAUACUAUAAAGUGGAAAA
Messenger RNA from Rhea pennata, 8557 nucleotides. RefSeq names its product PPARG coactivator 1 beta (gene PPARGC1B). Gene Ontology annotation, biological process: positive regulation of transcription by RNA polymerase II. The transcript has 12 exons. Lineage: Eukaryota; Metazoa; Chordata; Aves; Rheiformes; Rheidae. Gene Ontology annotation, molecular function: RNA binding; transcription factor binding. Gene Ontology annotation, cellular component: nucleus. The record is from RefSeq and is a predicted model, not a curated record. The coding region runs from base 1 to 3099 and encodes 1032 amino acids.